UUCUUACAGACGAACGGCAAGUUGUGAACGGCAGCCGUCGCCACCUAUCGACGACAGUCGUCAACGCGUCGGCGGCAGCAGUCAAUACGUCGACGGCUGCCGCCGGCAGGCGACCACGGCUGCCGUCGACAGGCGACAACGCUUGCCGCGAGUGCCGCAUACUAGCAGUCUUGGUCGGCUUGUACAGGAGCCAGUUGCAAAAUGGCGUCCGAUGAAGAAACAUUGUUAUUGCUUUUACUCCGCCAUCGCCGACGACAACGAAAAAGAAAGACACGUUCAGUGUGGGUUGAAGAAAUAUUAAUGUAUAGAGAACAAGAGGGAGAUUUUUAUACACUGUAUCCACGUUUGCGAAGGUCCGAAAAAAAUUUUUUCAAUUACUUUCGAAUGUCAAUCGCUUCUUUUGAUGAGUUGACAUCUAUUUUGAAACUUUCAAUAUCUCGCCAAGACACUGUGAUGCGAAAAAGUAUACCAGCUGAGCAAAGACUCGCUAUGACAUUAAGGAUGUGUUGUAGUGGAGUACGCAUAAAAGCAAUAACAAUGUUUCUUCAUCGGACGCCAUUUUGCAACUGGCUCCUGUACAAGCCGACCAAGACUGCUAGUAUGCGGCACUCGCGGCAAGCGUUGUCGCCUGUCGACGGCAGCCGUGGUCGCCUGCCGGCGGCAGCCGUCGAAGUAUUGACUGCUGCCGUCGACGCGUUGACGACUGUCGUCGACAGGUGGCGACGGCUGCCGUCGACAGGUGGCGACGGCUGCCGUUCACAACUUGCCGUUCGUCUGUAAGAACCCUUAGUGUAAUUUAGAACAAUUCGUCGCAAACAAUAUGGCAAUAAACUAUAUAUAUAUAUAUAUAUAUAUAUAGUAUAUAAUAAACUAUAUAUAUAAUAUUAAUAAUUUGUUAUUUGA
Messenger RNA from Nymphalis io (European peacock), 903 nucleotides. RefSeq lists its product as uncharacterized. The record is from RefSeq and is a predicted model, not a curated record. Bases 202 to 780 code for a protein of 192 amino acids. The transcript has 2 exons. NCBI's taxonomy places the organism in Eukaryota, Metazoa, Arthropoda, Insecta, Lepidoptera, Nymphalidae.